This is a messenger RNA of Aspergillus caelatus, 768 nucleotides long. RefSeq names its product AP-2 complex subunit sigma. Gene Ontology annotation, biological process: clathrin-dependent endocytosis; protein transport. Gene Ontology annotation, cellular component: AP-2 adaptor complex; intracellular membrane-bounded organelle. The transcript is spliced from 5 exons. The record is from RefSeq and is a predicted model, not a curated record. Lineage: Eukaryota; Fungi; Ascomycota; Eurotiomycetes; Eurotiales; Aspergillaceae. Gene Ontology annotation, molecular function: clathrin-cargo adaptor activity. Bases 69 to 506 code for a protein of 145 amino acids.
AUGAACCCAACUGCGGCAUAGCCCAACGCCACAAUCGAUAUCGGCUUACCGCUCUUCAUUAAGGCGGGAUGGUUCUCUCAUUCAUAUUGGUCCAGAACCGACAGGGCAAAACACGUCUUGCAAAAUGGUAUGCGCCGUACAGCGAUGAAGAGAAAGUCAAGCUCAAAGGCGAGGUCCAUCGCCUGGUAGCACCGAGAGAUCAGAAAUAUCAAUCCAACUUUGUCGAGUUCAAGCGAAGUACGAAGAUCGUGUACCGGAGGUAUGCGGGGCUGUUCUUUUGCGCCUGUGUCGAUGCUACCGAUAAUGAACUGGCGUAUCUCGAGGCCAUCCAUUUCUUUGUUGAAGUUCUAGAUCAGUUCUUCGGGAAUGUGUGCGAGCUAGAUCUAGUGUUCAAUUUCUACAAGGUGUACGCCAUUCUAGACGAAGUAUUUCUGGCGGGUGAAAUUGAAGAGACAAGCAAGCAGGUCGUAUUGACGAGGCUGGAACAUUUGGACAAACUGGAGUGAGGCAGCUUUCAGCCUGAAGGGAGCGUGGAUAGGAUAGAAUCUGUUCUGGAUAUUAUAGCAUUGACAUGGCCACGGGAUGGCCAUCCGGAGUUAUUGGUUUGAAGGGUUAACAUAUAUCAGGGCGCUGCGCUUGCAACUAUUGCCAUCCAUGUUGAUAGAGGGUUCUGUGAUGGCUUUGUUUAUCUAAUUUCGACGAUAAUACCCUACGGAAAGCAAAUUUAUUUGUUUACCUAAGAAUAUCACAUCAUUAACAGUUGACAUA